Molecule: messenger RNA, 550 nt
Organism: Cucurbita pepo subsp. pepo (vegetable marrow)
Lineage: Eukaryota; Viridiplantae; Streptophyta; Magnoliopsida; Cucurbitales; Cucurbitaceae
Source: RefSeq, a predicted model, not a curated record
AUUUUUAAUGUGGUAUUUGGUUCCGUCCUGAAUGUUCUAUUAUCCAUAUCUACUUUCAUUUCAACGAUUCCGCUAUGCCAUCGCGUUGUCGCCACUGAAUUCCGAGUGUGCCUCUACAGCAGAGCUCGCCCAGAGAUUGUUAAUGGCUUUCACUUCCACUCUCAUCACCGCCUCUUCUUCUUCACCCUCUCUUCUCUUCCCCUUUACCCUCACACCCUCCAAACCCCUCUUUCCUCCCAACCCAAUCGCCCCUUCCUUGGGUCUCCGAUUGUCCGUGAAAGCCCAGACUCUUGAAUUUUCAGGUUCCUUCUUCGAAGGUGGAUUUGGGGCUGAGGAUGAGCCGCCGGCCCCUCCGGGGACAGGAUUCGCCGAUGCCCUUGAAGAUAAGGAGGAGCCUCAGUGUCCUCCUGGUCUUCGAAAGUACGAGAGCAUGGUGAUUCUGAGGCCUGAUAUGUCUGAAGAUGAAAGACUCGCUCUCACCCAGAAGUACGAAGAGUUGGCUUUAUGGGAAUGCAGUGGCAGAAUUCUAAUGUAGGAGUUUUCCUGUCUG